Fonticula alba is the source of this 1732-nucleotide messenger RNA. RefSeq lists its product as hypothetical. The coding region runs from base 146 to 1603 and encodes 485 amino acids. NCBI's taxonomy places the organism in Eukaryota, Rotosphaerida, Fonticulaceae. Gene Ontology annotation, biological process: protein localization to plasma membrane; GPI anchor biosynthetic process. The record is from RefSeq and is a predicted model, not a curated record. Gene Ontology annotation, molecular function: glucosaminyl-phosphatidylinositol O-acyltransferase activity. The transcript has 5 exons. Gene Ontology annotation, cellular component: membrane; endoplasmic reticulum.
CCCACGCGCGCGCCUCCGCCGCACUGCUUCUCCUCCCCCUGUGCCUUUUCCCCAUCUUCCUCUGCCCCCUGGGUCUUCUCUUGCCGGCACACAGCCGUCCCCCUCCCCCCCUCGCCCCUGGCCCCGGCUCGGCCUCCCCCCUCCCAUGGCUGGCGCCGACUCGCGCCACGACUAUCGCCAGGCCCAGGAGGCCUGGGUCACCGGGCACACCGGGUCCUCCACGGCCGUGGCCCUGGCUCACAGCCUGCUGGUGGUGGUCCUCUCGGCGGUAGUCGCUCGCCUGGCGGCGGCCAGCCUGGACCGGCGCCAGGCCGGCACCUACACCCGGCACCUGGGCCUGGAGCUUGUCCUCUCGGCCGGGCCCAUGUGGCUGGCCCUCUGCUGGCCGGAGUGGAAUGCCACGGCGCUGGCGGCCCUCGGGGCCCUGGGACUGGCGCUGCUGGCCGACAAUGCCGGGGCCGUGUUCGGCCGGCCGACGCCGGAGGCCGACGCCGCGCGCCUCCAGGCCCUCAAUCACCCCCGGAAGUUGGCACUCAGCCACCUGCGAGCCGGGCUGCUGCUCUCCACCUGCAUCGCCAUCCUGGCCGUGGAUUAUGCCAUCUUCCCGCGCAGCUUCGCCAAGACCGAGAACUACGGCAUCUCAGUGAUGGACGCCGGUGUCGGGUGCUUUGUCUUCAUCGGGGCCGUCAGCUCGGCCCGGUGGGCACGCCUGGACCAGGAGCACGACGCGCCAGCCGGCGUGCCGCUGGCCCGGCGUCUGGGGGACCUUCUGCGCGCGGUCUGGUCCGCCUGGCCGCUGCUGCUGCUGGGAUUCGGCCGGCUGCUGGCCGUCCGAUCGACCGGGUAUCAGGAGCACGCCUCCGAGUAUGGCCGGCACUGGAACUUCUUCUUCACCCUGGGCGCGGUCCCGGCCCUGGUGACCCUGGCCACGGCGGUCUGCCGGCCGGGGCGCUUUGUCUGGCUGCUGGCGGGUCUGCUGCCGGUGUGGCAGUGGCUGCUCACCGGCUCGCCGGGCCCGGCAGCCGAGCUGGCCAUCACCGGCGGCCUCCCGGCCCCCGAGUGGGUGCCCUGGGUGGUGGGGCAAAACCGCGAGGGGCUGGUCAGCCUGGCCGGGUAUCUGGCCAUGGCGCUGGCCGGGGCCCGGGCCGCGGUGGCCCUCUUCACCCCGCGCCCGUCGGUGGCCGCCUGGCGCCGGGUUGCACUGGACCUGCUGGGCGCCAGUGCCCUCUGUUGGGCCGGGUACUUCCUCCUGUCGGAGGUCCUGGGCCUGGACCCCUCGCGACGUGUGGCCAAUCCGGCCUACGCGCUGUGGAUCGUGGCGGCCAUGCUCCUGGCGGUCGGGGCCCUGCUGCUGGCGGAGACGGUGCUCCCGGCUCCCGGCGGGUCGACUGCCGGCGGCCCCCUGGCCCGGGCCCUGACGCGCAACCAGCUGGCCCUCUUCCUGGCGGCCAAUGUCUCCACCGGCCUGGUGAACCUGACCACCCGGACACUGGAUGCGUCGCCGGCGGUCGGCCGUCUGGCCAUGCUGGCCUACACGGCCUGGCUUCUGGGCCUGGCCGUGCUGCUGGACCGGGGGCUGGAUGUGACGCUUCGGUGGUGGUAACAAUGAACUUGCGAGCGAUGGCUGGCUGUGCUAUGCUAUGCUAUGCUAUGCUGUGUUGUGUUGUGCUGCGCUGUGUUGUGCUGUGCUGUGCUGUGUUGUGCUGUGCUGUGCUGUGUUGUGCUGUGCUGU